GAUGUAGUAGAACAACAAAAAGGCAUUGUAACUGCAAUAGACAUCCAGGCAAGGUAAACAGCGGCAUGGACUUCAAACUAAUAGUGAUCCUUGUGGCCUGCUUGUUCUUUUGCAUUACUAACAGAGGUGUUCACGCAGGCAACGCAGAUGCAUCCUCGUGCAGAGCUUCGGAUCUCGUCGUCAGCACGAAGGCCGAGGCCGGCCCGGGAGGAAGACCGCAGCACUUCGUGAGCGUGAUCAACACUUGCAGCUGCGCGCAGAAGAACAUCAAGCUGGCGUGCCCGGGCUUCAACUACACCAUCGAUGUCUACCCGGCGAGCGCCAUCAGGCGGGACCGCGACGGCGUGCACUGCACCCUCCUCGGCGGCCGCCCGGUGGGGCCUGCCCGGUCGGUUAGCUUCAUCUACGAGUCGAGCGCAACCUUCAGCUUCCAGCCCGUCUCCUCCACCAGCGUCUGUUAGAUCUUUAUAUAAUACUCCCUCCCCCAAAGUUCUUGAUUUGUCUAAAUUUAGACAAAUCUAAGACAAGAAUUUUGGGACGGAGGGUAGGUGGUCUUAUGAUUGUAUCGUAAAUCUGUUUCCUUUGAAUAAGAAAAUCUCUCUCUAUUACUUUGGAGUGUAACUGCAACUUUUGAAGGGAUCAAA
Messenger RNA from Aegilops tauschii subsp. strangulata, 644 nucleotides. RefSeq lists its product as uncharacterized. The record is from RefSeq and is a predicted model, not a curated record. Gene Ontology annotation, biological process: cell fate determination. Lineage: Eukaryota; Viridiplantae; Streptophyta; Magnoliopsida; Poales; Poaceae.